AGGAAUGGCGUUAAGAAGACGAGUUCUUCCCAUCAAUGCAAUCCGGAAAGAAGCUCUUUGUAUUACAUUUAUCAUGCUGUGCAGGAAAAAGUGAAGGCCAGAGUUGCGAAAAAGAUCCUUAGAACCAAACAAAUUUCACUACAGUAUCACAUUAUUAAUUUUUAAUCCUUAUUUAUUUAUCGACAUUUUCGCCAGGAGCGAGUCGUCCAAGCGGUUUUUUUUUUCAAACUCGGCACACUGGAAUGCAAAUGAGGUCACGCGCGCGAGGCCCGCGGAAAGAUGGGUUUUAUUAUCGCGCGGCCCGCGAGCCACGCGCCCGGCUCGAGCAGCCGUAAGCGGGCGGGGCAGCCCUCAAAAAAGGGGCGGGGCACACGGAACGCGUGUUGAAAUAGAGACUCGGAGCCAAAGUUCUCUUCAGAUCGGGCGAUGGAAAGAAGGCUCGAGAGAAGCCUUUCUUCUUGAAGUAGAACUGUUCCCGUCACACUUCUCAGAGGAGAUGGCCAGCAGCGCUGUGACGGCCACGCGCACCGUACAAGGAGUGUAUCCCUUCGGACUCUCGCAGCACUGCGCCAAAAUCGCGCUGCAGGGCGCGCGGGAGGAGGGCGGCGUCACGCACAGCGCCGGACACCGGAGCGAGAGCGCGGUGCUGAACAGACAGCGCCCCGGAUCUCCGCAGCUGCUCCGCUGCAAGAGGAGGCUCACCUUCGCCGGACUCCGCUUCGACGUAACCCCCCAGCAGCAGCCGCUCGCGGUGGCGCGCCGAAACGAGCGCGAGAGGAACCGCGUCCGGCAGGUCAACAUGGGCUUCCAGACCCUGCGGCAGCACGUGCCGAGCGGCGCCGCCAGCCGGAAGAUGAGCAAAGUGGAGACGCUGCGCUCGGCGGUGGAGUACAUCCGCGCGCUGCAGCGGCUCCUGGACGCGCACGACGCCGUGAGCGCGGCGCUCCAGCGCGGGGCGCCCUCCCCGGCGCUGUCCAGCAGCCUCUCGGCCGAGCCCGAGUCGCCGCACUCCACGUGCUCCUCGGAGGGGACGAGCUACGAGCCGCUGGGCUGCGAGGACCACGAGCUGCUGGACUUCACCACGUGGUUCGAUGGAUAUUAACUGAGCAGCUUCGGACUGUGUAGCAGCAGAAGGUCCAAGAUGAACUAAGUCCCAAGAGUUGGUGCAGGAGAAGCGGAGUACUCCUCCUUGGAACUGUUGACAAGACAUGUAAGGAAGGGUCAAAAGGCUUGUGCCCGAUGGAGCAGCCAGAAGGGUCAACUGCGUGUGACCACAGUGGGGAUGGCAGGACGAGGAGGUGGUGCAGAACAUUUGGAGUGGACAGGACUGCUCUUUGGAAGUGCAGUUACGUAAAGGGAGCUGCCACUGCUGCGAGUCUUGGUAGCAGAGUGAUAUGGGACAAGAAGGAUGCUGCAGCGAUGAGAAGCGCUGGCCAAACAGUCUGCUUUGGUGGAGGACUCUAUAUAUAUAUAUAGAAACAUAUAUAUAUAUAUGUUUUAAACUAAUGCAGUUUUAUAUGAUUGCAUUUGUAUUAUACGUCAGACCCAACAGUGAGAGGAACCUCUACCUAUUUUUGUAUGUGACAACUUGUCAUUUGGGUACAACUGGCACUGCCACUUUUUCACUCUGAUUAAAUUGUAAAAUGACA
Scleropages formosus (Asian bonytongue) is the source of this 1649-nucleotide messenger RNA. Its product is annotated as achaete-scute homolog 1b-like. NCBI's taxonomy places the organism in Eukaryota, Metazoa, Chordata, Actinopteri, Osteoglossiformes, Osteoglossidae. Gene Ontology annotation, biological process: positive regulation of transcription by RNA polymerase II; sensory organ development; neuron differentiation. Gene Ontology annotation, molecular function: DNA-binding transcription factor activity, RNA polymerase II-specific; protein dimerization activity; RNA polymerase II transcription regulatory region sequence-specific DNA binding. Gene Ontology annotation, cellular component: RNA polymerase II transcription regulator complex. The transcript has 2 exons. The record is from RefSeq and is a predicted model, not a curated record. Bases 497 to 1102 code for a protein of 201 amino acids.